GGGGAGAUUUGGAGAAGUAUUCCUACCACAGCAGUGAUCGGGCGAGGCCAAAGCAAAUCUCGGAGAUAAUCAGAUGGAGUAGUACAAUUGGAAUGUUACUCCCGAUCUUUGAUGGCUGAUGCAUCCAGGCACCUUCUUUUUUAACUUGAUCGACCCCUCCUCAAUUUGUUUUUUCAUCCGGCGCGGCCCAAAAAGUUAUCCGGCGCCCCCAACGCAACGCGUUAUUGCGGCGGGCCCGCCUUGUCAGCGACCAAUUAAUCGUCCCACCGGUUUCUCACCGGCCCUCCUCGGCUCCCGAGUGAAUUUUAAUGGCGGUAUCCCGCCGGUUGCCACGUGGCCGCGUUUAUCACCGUGUUCACACGCCCGCCGGUUUGCAUUCCGGCGAUAAAAAAAAAGGGGCGAUCACCGGUGGUACUCGGCAUUCUACUCUCGGCGCCUCCUCUCCUCCCUCUCGACCAAACCCUCCCUCUCGCCCUUAAACCCUCCCGGCAACGAGAACAUGGCUGCCGGCGACGAGACGUGGCGCCGGGCGAUGCUCACGCUCGAGGAGGACGAGGCCCUCCGCGAGCACGAGUACCCGACAUCGCCCGAUUGCCGGUUGCCGGCGCACUGGACCCUCAGCAUCGGCGCCUGCCGAUGCCAACGGGCCGUGCCUGGACAACUGCCGUCAAUGCCCACUGGUGGCACGGGCUAACGACGGAGGAGUGCGAGGACCCCGGGUGGAACCGCGCCACCGGGGCCAACUGGGCGCCCUUCUUUGCCGACCAUCACGCCAUCGACAUCCCCCGCUACGAGGGCCAAGGCGAGCGCCCGCCGCCGGGACGAUUCAACAUCGACGGCCGCCGACGGUUCUGGAGCGGGCGCUCCGUGGCAGCGGUGCUCGCCCCCAUCGCCGCCGGCGAUCACCCCCGGCUGGAGACACCUCCAGCUCCACCGGCCAUUGGCGGGCAUGCACUGGUACGGUGGCUCCGGCGCAUCAAGGAGGAGCCAGGGGCGUCUUCGCGCCGACGAGGGCGGGAGCCGCCUCACGGCCACCUCCGCCUAGUCCGGCCAAAGCGGGAGCCGCAGUGGGCGCCGGCACCGGAGUACGAGCGCCGGGCGCUCGAAGUGCGCCAGGACGGCGACCCCGAGGAUUUCUCGGGGUAGCGGGCGGCGGAGCGCGCUAGCGAGCGCGAGGCCGAGGAGGCAAAACGCCUCGGCCUCGCCAUGACGGACGCCGAGGCGUUGGCGUGGAGUGCCAAGGAGGCGGCCGAGAAGAAGAAGGCGGGGAAGAGGCCGGCGCCAGAGGUGAA
This is a messenger RNA of Brachypodium distachyon (stiff brome), 1292 nucleotides long. RefSeq lists its product as uncharacterized. Lineage: Eukaryota; Viridiplantae; Streptophyta; Magnoliopsida; Poales; Poaceae. The coding region runs from base 637 to 1146 and encodes 169 amino acids. The record is from RefSeq and is a predicted model, not a curated record. The transcript has 2 exons.